UUUAGACGUUAAAUUUGUUUGUAUCCGUAAACAAAGGAUCAAAUGCCGAAACAAGAAUUCGAAUUCAUCGAUUACUUGGGUCCAUUAGCCGUAUCCGUAUGUUUUGUUGUAGUAUUAUUUAUUUUAUCAGCUAUUAUCAAUUUCAUUUGGAUAACAAAAAAUGAUGAUCGAACAGUUUUUGAAAAAUUUGGCUCAACGUUCGAUCUUCGAUGUGGUGUGCAUCGAAUGCGACAUAGGCCAAAUAAGUCAUGGAAACGAGUUCAAUUAAUUGAUAAUCAAGAUGUAUAAAGGCAAGAUGAGGAAUGAAUUAUGCAGUAGUUACAUAAUCUAGAAGCAAUGAUACCUCAACUGAUAUAUGAUAUGAUAUGUUAUGAUAUGAUUACAGAUUAAUCAGUUUUACUGCCUAUUUUUUUUGCAUAUUUUGUGGUCUUUUUUCUUCAUAGUUAUUUGAGAAUUUUCAAAUGACUAGAAAAAAAAGUGAAGUCACGUAAGUGUUAAUUACGUGAACUAUAUAGUUUUACAAUUUUAAAUCCGGGUUUUUCUUUUCUUUUCCUUUUUGUUUCAAUCUAUUUCAAAAGUACAUAAAAUAUCAUCAUUUCAAUUGCCUCUCUAUUCAUUGAAACACUUAUUUAACUACUAAUAUCACUUAAUUCACGCCGAUUUACCACUGCUACUACUGCUACUUUUACUAUUACUACUACUACUACUACUAAUACUACUAAUCAUUCAUUACAAUCUGUGUACAUUUCCGCUUUGUUCACUUUUCUGCGCUUUUGUUCCUACCUUGCUUUCUAAAAAGCAAAAGUUAUUUUUUCUGGAUUCCGGUGCUAUAAAUAGAAUGAAAACUCAUAUCGUAUUCAUAUGCACACUAUAAUUACUUUUAUAUUAACAUGAUCUUUUUCCCGGCAGUAAUUAUAGUUAAGGUUUCAAGUAUGAUGAAUAAUAUCACGGAUAUGAACAUUGAAUAUCACUAUUAUCACUUAAUAACAUCUUUGUGUUUAUUGUAACCGGUGAUUACCACUAUCAUUAUCAUUCCUCAUCCACUGAUAAUUCGUAGUAAGUUGUAUGUACUUGUGAAAUUUUGCUAUAAACACACCAAAAUUG
Loa loa (African eye worm) is the source of this 1104-nucleotide messenger RNA. RefSeq lists its product as hypothetical. The transcript has 3 exons. Lineage: Eukaryota; Metazoa; Nematoda; Chromadorea; Rhabditida; Onchocercidae. Bases 43 to 288 code for a protein of 81 amino acids. The record is from RefSeq and is a predicted model, not a curated record.